GACACAGGGAAAACAUGCAAACUCCACCCAGAAAGGCCCGAGCUGGACUUGAACCCGGACCUUCUCGCUGGGAGGCAUCGGCGACACCGUCCAAGGUCCAACGUUAAAAUGAAAGUAAACCCCAGGCCCGUUAGUCACGACGGAGCGUAAUUUUGCAGAGAUGAUUCGUCGAAUUAUUCUGGCAUACUGGAUCCUAACCCCCUGCCUAGUUGCUGGACAGUCUACUACUUAUGGACUGGUGGGAGGGACAGUGACCCUGAAGGCAGACAAGAAUGUCUCUGAUGAAAUUCUGUGGAAGCAUAAAGGGAACAAAGUAGUGGAGUUUGAUGGCAAUGAGGAACUUGUUUUCGGAUCAUUUUCAGACAGGAUCACUCUCGAUUGGGUUUCUGCAGAUCUCACAAUCACUAACCUCAGAUAUGAAGACAGCGGAGAAUAUGUGUUGGAAACAUACAAACACAGUCAAUUGACAAAAUCAGUUAUUUAUCUGGAAGUCACUGGUGGUCCAAAAACUGACAGUGACAUUAUUAUUGCCAUUGCCACUGGGGCUGGCGUCUUAGUUAUUGUCAUUCUUCUGGCUUUGUUGUUCUGCAAACUGAAGCAUAAAGCAUGCUUUGCCAAAGGAAAUGAUGAGGAACGGGCAUCUCAUGGUGAAACUGGAGAGUCCAGAAAUGAUGAAGAAAGUCAGUCACUCCUCCCUGACAAGAUGGGACAAGUCUCAGACAGUGACCCUGAAACACCCCCAAUGACAUUUCAACAAAAAAGAGAAAUGUUUGCGCGUGGACUGUCACCAGCUGUUCCACCCCCUGUGCCUAAGAACCCAUUUAGAAACUGUACAAUCGACAAAGAAAAUGUCGCCCAGCCCAGGGAAUGUACAGAGAAAACUGUCUCAGAGUGUGACCCUGAUGUGUUGCCUGGUGUUUUGAACGACGAUAGUGUAUUUCAUGAGUCAAAGGCAGGUGAGGAUAUGGAGAGAGAAGAUGGAGAAUUUAAUAAACCAGGAGCUAUUCAUGCACAUAUUCAACGUUUUGAGAGUAUGACAAAAGAAGAAAAACCAAAAGUUAAAAAUGCAGGUUGUGAUGAGGAAGAAAAGUCUCCUCUUGCAGGUCCUUUACCUCCUCCUGUUGUCAAAAUAUGGCCGCCACAUUCAUCCAUAACUUCAAAGCCUCAGAACCUGUCAUCUAAGGAUGAUGCCGAUGAACAGAGGAGAGACACUAACUCACAUCAGGUCCCUGGAGAAACUGAAGAGACAAACGAGAGUAAAGCUGAAGAAGAGAAACCAAAAGAGUCUGACACAAACCCAGAUGAGGAUGAAGAGUCGGUGGCAGCUUCUGCAAGUGCUCCUCCUGCUGGUUCCUCUGAAGACUCCACAACCACUACAAAGCAAAGUGUUGGAGAAUCUGAACCACCAGGCUUGCAGGAAGAAAAAGAAUCCAGCGGGUUUGAAGAGGGGACCACCUGUCCCGAACAGCAAGAUGCAGAAGUAGAAAUGGUCCAUGAUCCACAAUCAGAGCAAGCAGACACAGGAACACACUCAGGAGAAGACAAGCAGCAGGACAGACACAGAGUUUCUGAAGAUCACAGUGAACCAGAUGCUGACGAAGAAGACGUUAAAAAGGAAAAGAAUGUUCCUUUAGAAAACCCUCAGAACCCAGUAACACCAAAACCAGACCACAUUAACACCAGUACCUGUCAAGAGCCCUCUCAGACUAAACAAGCAGACUCAGGAAGAGAAGAGGAAUAACAGUGAUUCACACAGCAGAACAGAGGAGGCAGACGAAGGUGAAGCUGUUGAUAAAAAUAAAGACAAGUGUGGGCCAGAAGACCAAAAGACAGACAAUGAGAGUUUUAGUGGGGUUUUAGAAGUGAAAAAACUGUUCAAUAGGUCUUUUUAAAAAGUUGCCAAACCAAAAAGAGAAGGUGGAAGGACACAUGUGCACCUGAAGGCAACGGGAUAAGAUCAAUAGAGAGAUGAAAAAAAUAAGGAGAUCGACCUUAUGUCACAGUAAACUGAAAAGAGAGAGGCACUCCAUCCAGCUCUGCUUCCUGUUUCUAUUGUAAAGUGGCUUUACGGUUUGUAAAUGUAUUCCUCACAGCCAGCGACAUCAGUAUUCUGACAAAGCAACUGCUGAAAACAGUCGUUCAUCUUAUAGACAAAGAAAAAUUACAAGCAUCUGGGUAGAUUCUAGAAAGUAGGAUUUGCAGAUUGGGAUUUUUUCUGCUGUAUAAGAGACUUUAUUUGGACCGGUACUUUCACCACACUCCUAAUUACUGUAGUCUGCUUCAUCUUCAUUGCUGCAGUUGUUUUUUAUCUCUGGUGAAAAGUUGUUAGCCACUGAAUCCACCGCUACACAGUGUGACAAUGUGGGAAUUGCGAUUCUUUCAUAAUAAUUUCAAAAUAAUUGUGCAGUCCUGUUGACUGACUGCAUGCAACAUUUUUAAUCAUUUUGAUUGACUUUUCUCUGAGCUCAAGAUAACACGUGUUAUUCUGUUUAACAGCUAAAGAGUAUUAGAGCUAUGUUUUGGUUCCAUCUUUUAUUUGUGCAAUGAGCAUUAAACAAAAGCAAGCGACAUGA
Mugil cephalus (flathead mullet) is the source of this 2573-nucleotide messenger RNA. Its product is annotated as protein IWS1 homolog. The transcript has 10 exons. Bases 161 to 1741 code for a protein of 526 amino acids. The record is from RefSeq and is a predicted model, not a curated record. NCBI's taxonomy places the organism in Eukaryota, Metazoa, Chordata, Actinopteri, Mugiliformes, Mugilidae.